AAACAGAGGAAAAGCUUCAUGACUUUGGAUUUCUCAAUGAUUUCUUGAAUAUUACACCAAAAGAAAAAAUAGCCAAAGAAAAAUAGAUAAAUUGGACCACAUACAAAUUUUAAACUUUCGUGCAUCAGAUGACACUAACAACAGAGUGGAAAGGUAACCUACAGAAUGAAAGAAAACUUUUACAAAUUAUAUAUCUGAUAAGGGGUUAAUAUCUAGAAUAUUUAAAGAACUCCUGUAACUCAACAGCAAUACAAACUACACAAGUAACCAGAUUUUAAAAUGGAUUUAAAUAGACAUUUUCCCAAAGAUCUUCUUUGACCAGUAAAUAUUAAUACAUUAAAAGAUGUUCAACAUCAUUAAUCAUUAGGGAAAUGCAAAUCAAAACCACAGUGUUAUACCACUUUACACCUAUUAGGAUGGUUAUUAUUAGAAAAAAAAACAACACCAAAAUAGAAAAUAACAAGCGUUGGCAAGGAUAUGGAGUAAUUGGAACUCUUGUGUUGUGUGUUGCUGGUAGGGACGUAAGCGGUAUGAUCAAUAUGGAAAACCUGUACGGUAGUUCCUUAAAAAUAUAAAAAUAGAAUUAUCAUAUGAUUCAGCAAUUCUACUUCUUGGUAUAUAUCCAAAAUAAUUGAAAGCAAAGACUCAAACAAAUAUUUGUAUAUGCAUGUUCGUAGCAGCAUUAUUCACAGUAGCUUAAAAACCCAAAUAUCCACCAGUGGGAUAAUGGAAAAACAAAAUGGGUAUAUUCAUGCAAUACAAUAUUAUUCAUCAUUAGAAAGGAAGAGGAUUCUGACAGAUGGUACAACGUGGAUGAAUCUUGAAGAAAUUAUACUAAUUGAAGUAAGCAAGUCGCAAAAGAACAACUACUGUAUUAUUAAACUUAUAUAAGGUAUACAGAGUAGUCAAAUCACAGAGAUAGAAAGUAGAGUGAUGGUUACCAGAGGUGGGGGAAGGGGAGAAUGAGAGUUAAAGGGUAUAGUUUCAGUUUUGCCAGCUGAAAAAAGUACUGAAGAUAGAUAGUGGUGAUGGUUGCAUAAUGCAAAUAUACUUAAUGCUACUGAACUGUAUACUUAAAAAUGGUUACAAUAGUAGAUUUUAUCACAAUUUUAAAAUGUUUAAAAUUUUUACAAUGAAAAAGGAAGACACAAAAGAGUCUGUACUGUCUGAUUUAAUUUAUUUAAACUGCGAAAAUAAAUCUAUGGUGUUAGAUGUCAGGACAGUGGCUAUCCUUGGAAGAGGGAAGUAACUGGAAAGAAGUAUGAAAAGGCUUCAAGUGUGCUGGUGAUGUUCUAUCUCUUGAUCUGGAUGCUCUAACAUGGAUGUUCAGUCUGUGAAAUUCUUUGAGCUAUCUGUUUAUGAUUUAUAUUAUACCUUUUUCUAUAUGAAUAUUAUACUUCAGAAAAGAUUUUAGCAGUGUCAAUCACGGACCCCACAGCAGACCUAUGGAAUCAGAAUCUCUGGGAAUGGGAACUCAGGGCCUUGCAUUUUAAAAAUCUCUUUUCUACGUUUUUCUUAAGGCUAUUGGAUUUUGAGAAUCUUUGCUAAGGGAAGAGGAUUAGAUAAAUAUUCUUCCAGUGCCCCAGAUUUCUUCAAUUCUAUCCUAACAAUAAGUAUUUGCUGGAAAAGAAAUUUUUGAUUUCCUUAAGUCAUUUACCUUCUUCCUGUUAGGAAAAUGCACAUAUUUUGUAGGUGCUAAGACAGAGGACUAAGAAAUCAAUGACAUAAAAAUGCAUAGUUUAAUAUUUUUUCUUUGAAACUAUUAUCCUAAGCUGUCAUACAUACUAUAAUUUAUGAAUAUCGAAAAGAGUGAAAACAGUUUUAUUGAGGCUCUGUAAAAUAUGGCAGGUGCUAGGACCUCAUGGAACUCAGUAUCUUCAGUAGAAUGUGAAACAUCACAUCAUGGGGCGUGGUGCAGUGUGAGCAGGUAAAGAAAAGCCAGUUCUUCCACAUAUAAAUGACUUGAACUCCAUUUCAUCUGUUUUCAUACCAUCUCCAAGAUUUCAGCAGCUUUCACAUUUGCUUGUUAAACUGAAAGCAUGUUUCUUGCAAAGGCUCUAUUGGAAGGAGCAGAUCGAGGUCUUGGAGAAGCUCUUGGAGGCCUCUUUGGAGGAGGUGGGCAGAGAAGAGGAGGAGGAGGAGGAGGAGGAAAUAUUGGAGGGAUAGUUGGAGGAAUUGUGAAUUUUAUCAGUGAGGCUGCAGCAGCUCAGUAUACUCCAGAACCACCUCCUCCCACUCAGCAGCAUUUCACCAAUGUGGAAGCCUCAGAAAGUGAGGAAGUUAGGCGAUUUCGGCAGCAAUUUGCACAGCUGGCUGGACCAGACAUGGAGGUGGGUGCCACUGACCUGAUGAAUAUCCUCAACAAAGUCCUUUCUAAGCACAAGGAUCUGAAGACCGAUGGUUUUAAUCUCGACACCUGCCGGAGCAUUGUGGCUGUCAUGGACAGUGACACAACUGGGAAGCUGGGCUUUGAAGAAUUUAAGUAUCUGUGGAACAACAUCAAGAAAUGGCAGUGUGUUUAUAAGCAGUAUGACAGGGACCAUUCUGGGUCGCUGGGAAGUUCUCAGCUGCGGGGAGCUCUGCAGGCAGCAGGCUUUAAGCUAAAUGAACAACUUUACCAAAUGAUUGUCCGCCGGUAUGCUAAUGAGGAUGGGGAUAUGGAUUUUAACAAUUUCAUCAGCUGUUUGGUCCGCCUGGAUGCCAUGUUUCGUGCCUUCAAGUCUCUGGAUAGAGAUACAGAUGGCCUGAUUCAAGUGUCUCUCAAAGAAUGGCUGCAGUUAACCAUGUAUUCCUGAAGUGGGCACUGAGAAGUCAAGACCCUCCCUGAAGGACUGUAAGCCUUGCCAUGCUGUACACAGUUGCUGAUACCCUGUGCAACAGCUGUCAUUUCCCGGCGAGCUCUUUCACAACCCUAGAUAUUUCUGAUCAUGCGCUGCCUUUUACUGCUGAAUUAAAACAGAUAUUUCAUGAAAAA
Sapajus apella (tufted capuchin) is the source of this 2974-nucleotide messenger RNA. It is a transcript of the gene CAPNS2, whose product is annotated as calpain small subunit 2. NCBI's taxonomy places the organism in Eukaryota, Metazoa, Chordata, Mammalia, Primates, Cebidae. Gene Ontology annotation, molecular function: calcium ion binding. The coding region runs from base 2040 to 2795 and encodes 251 amino acids. The transcript has a single exon. The record is from RefSeq and is a predicted model, not a curated record.